GACCAGGAAAAUGGCUGACAUAAUAUGUUACAUGACCCAGUACUUGAGGAAGAAAGGCCCAAUACCGAAUAAAGAGGCGUUUGUCACUGCAGCCAAAGACGUCAUCUCCAACAGCCAAUCACUGACCCAGUUCAUUAGAGUCAUUGCUAACCACUGCUUGGACAAACAAUGUAUGGUUGAACUGUCCCUUAUUGUUGAGCAGAUUCUGACCAUCACAAACCAGCUGAACAUCAUCUCCAGCGUAAAUGCCGUAACACCUGGAAGCAAAUCAUCCGAUGAGAUCCUUGUGAAGAAUACACAGAAUCUCCUCCAAAUCGUCCUGCGUGGCGUCCGUGCUGCAGAGACCGCCUGCAUCACGGGUUUAAAACAGCCAGAACCACACUCUGAUGGAGCAGAGGCCACAGCGCUGUGUUUCCAGUGGAGGAGAAACCUGGAGCUGCACCGAGCACAGCAGACCUCCAACCCAGAAACUGAUGAGCUGGGUUUGAGAAAGACUUCCUCCCACCCCCUAGCACCCAGUCUGGCCCCACCAGUUGAUGUGCAUGGUGGUCGUUUCUAGUUUAGUGGGGAAUUAAACAAGAUGGAGAGUUCAAAAAAGAUGGAGAGAGACAUGGAACGUUUUGUAGAGUUAAUGUUUUACACAUCUGGCUGUAUUUUUUUAAUUAACCAAUAGCCAAGGCCGGUGUUCUGAAGUUCCAUGCCACCCAUGGAAAUUUCCUAACCUGCAGAAAACUAUGUAUUGUUUGCAGUCGCAAAUUGGCCGAUGUACGCAUGCGCAGUUAACUCGGGUAGGAAAUUUCCAUGGGUAGGAAACUUGAUUACUUGA
Cynoglossus semilaevis (tongue sole) is the source of this 826-nucleotide messenger RNA. RefSeq names its product catenin alpha-1-like. The coding region runs from base 11 to 559 and encodes 182 amino acids. The transcript is spliced from 4 exons. Gene Ontology annotation, cellular component: catenin complex; adherens junction. The record is from RefSeq and is a predicted model, not a curated record. Lineage: Eukaryota; Metazoa; Chordata; Actinopteri; Pleuronectiformes; Cynoglossidae. Gene Ontology annotation, biological process: cell migration; cell-cell adhesion. Gene Ontology annotation, molecular function: actin filament binding; beta-catenin binding.